Molecule: messenger RNA, 1809 nt
Organism: Anopheles nili
Lineage: Eukaryota; Metazoa; Arthropoda; Insecta; Diptera; Culicidae
Exons: 6
Coding region: 1-1758 (585 amino acids)
Cellular component (GO): nucleus
Source: RefSeq, a predicted model, not a curated record
AUGGCUGUGUUUCUAAUAAAUAUAUGCAAGUUCAAUGGUUGUGAAAAGAUUUUUCCAAGCUUGAAUGACUUGAUACAGCAUAUAGAAGACACACAUAUAGACUAUGAUUCACAGGCGCCUGGAUUAUCUGAAAAGACACAGUCUACUUGUCUUCCUCUGAGCGCCGUACUGCGCUUCAUCAGUGACAACUCUCGCAAGGAUAGCGCAUCUUCUCCGGCUGUCGUAUCCGGAAGCUCUAAUGGAGUCGACAAAGGCAAAAAUGCUUCGGCGACUCCGCCCGGGCUGAGAUUGACAAAUGCUUCAUCAAUCAAUCAAAAUCAAGAUCUGCAUUCCACUGCGACCAACGCCGGCAAUGGCAACAACAACGGCGUCGCGGUGUCCAUCAAUGGCAACUCCGAGCAAAAUGGUAACGGCUCGAGCGCAAUUGAACCCACGAAGAAUCACCUCAACCAACCUGUGGGAACUACUGAUCUCAAGCGCAAAAUUGCCAUCAAACAUCACAGCUACAGUAUAUCGGCGUCCAACCGCAGCACAACUCCGACAGGAAGCGAGAUGGAUGACGAUGAGAUGAUGGUUUCCGAAUCGGAAGACAGCAAUGAUUCGUGGACAACAGAGGAAUUCAGCUCCGAGUUUAUUAUGCGCUACGGCAGCAGAAGACAUUCGUCGGCGGGCGGUGGCAACGGAAUUAAUUCUUCUAAUGAGAAACCGUUUGCUUGUCCGGUUCCCGGUUGCAAGAAGCGUUACAAGAACGUAAACGGUAUCAAAUAUCAUUCUAAGAAUGGUCACAAGAAAGACGGCAACCGGGUACGGAAAGGCUUCAAGUGCUACUGUGGAAAAAGCUACAAGACGUCUCAACGGUUAAAAAAUCACAACAUGCUGGCCCACUCGAGCACGCAACCCGGAACAAUUCCUGAAGGAGCCGGCCUGGCCGCAGUUCCACUGGCGUCCCCGGCGCUGCCGUCGGCGUCGCUGAUCACGUCACCGGUCGUGUCACCAGUGAAGUCCAACGGCAGUACCGGUGGUACGUCCAGUUUCAACGGCGGCAAUCUGAGCUCCAGCUCGACCAUUAACAGCGGCAGCAUCACAUCCUCAACCACAUCUAGUCAAAUCGGUACAAAUGCAACUACGACGUCUACUAGUCCAUCCACACUUACUAUAACGCAGGUGACCCACAAAAUUCCGCGCGCACACGUAUUAACGGCAACGACCGCGGCCUCAACUGCGGCUACCGUGGCCCCGACGAUGGCCGCCGUGGUCGCCAGUGUGGCCACCGCCACCGUCACGACUAGCAACGCGUUCUCCGUUGCGUCCGCGACCAUGGCGUCCUCCACGCUGUCCAGCGUGCCAUCGGUGAUGGCGACACCCGCGAGCAUUAAGUACGACAAUCUCGGAAUCCUUACACCCGCAACAUCGCCUAAACUGAUCGCUAACCUUUGCCAGGACACUAGCCAGCCUCUCCUGCAGCCGGCAGGCACCGCCGGAGUAGUGCUGUCCGGCACAGGUCCGGCAGGGAUUGCGCUUAAAAGCGUGCUCGGUCAUCCGGUCGGUCCCAGUGGCGCAUCGAGUGGAGGCACCGGGGAGCUGGUCGGGGGCGGUGGGAGCGUCGGCAUCGCCCUGGUCGUGUCGUCUGGCGUUGGCAAUGAGGCAAAGCUAACCAGCACCACCGGCGCAGGAACUACCGGCGGCAACGGUGGCAACAAGAACACGGGCCUCUCGGCGUCGGUCGCGGCUGGCCAGCUGUACGCCGACGAAACGUAGCCGAUACUUAAGAAUUUACUGUUGCGAAAGUAUUGACUGGCUAGAGGGUAC